Messenger RNA from Drosophila busckii, 571 nucleotides. It is a transcript of the gene Cpr49Aa, whose product is annotated as endocuticle structural glycoprotein SgAbd-2. Gene Ontology annotation, cellular component: chitin-based extracellular matrix. Lineage: Eukaryota; Metazoa; Arthropoda; Insecta; Diptera; Drosophilidae. The coding region runs from base 1 to 423 and encodes 140 amino acids. The record is from RefSeq and is a predicted model, not a curated record. Gene Ontology annotation, molecular function: structural constituent of chitin-based larval cuticle. The transcript has 3 exons.
AUGCAAUAUUUAUUACUGCUAAUUGUGGCAAUCUCGCUUGUGAGCAGCCUUAAUGCAAGGCCGCAGUCGGGCGAGCCCAUCAAAAUUAUACGCCAGGAGCAGGAGGUUAACUUUGAUGGCUCCUACAAAUACGGCUAUGAGACGGAAAAUGGCAUCAAUGUAGAGGAGGAGGGUUAUCUCAAAAAUGCAGGCACCGACAACGCCGGACCUGUCGCUCAGGGCUUUUAUUCCUACACUGCACCUGAUGGCACGCCCAUACGCAUAACAUACGUAGCCGAUGAGAACGGCUUCCAGCCACAGGGCGAUCAUUUGCCCACAGCACCACCCAUUCCACCAGCAAUACAACGCGCGCUUGAAUACAUUGCCACAGCGCCACCACCCGCUGCCGAGCCACAAAGCGCCUACACUGCACGUCGUGGUUGAGCUUUCCAAAAGUCACAGGCAAAAACAAACACGUUUUUUAUUUAGCUAAAACAUCAACAAUCAACAUCUUGUGCACAUGAUUUAGCUUAAAAUUCUUUUGGCAAACUCCAUCUAAACAGUUUUAAAUGAUAAAAAUAAAUAAAGCAAG